This is a messenger RNA of Spea bombifrons (plains spadefoot toad), 1062 nucleotides long. Its product is annotated as olfactory receptor 1361-like. Gene Ontology annotation, molecular function: olfactory receptor activity; G protein-coupled receptor activity. Gene Ontology annotation, biological process: G protein-coupled receptor signaling pathway. The transcript has a single exon. Bases 118 to 1062 code for a protein of 314 amino acids. The record is from RefSeq and is a predicted model, not a curated record. Gene Ontology annotation, cellular component: membrane. Lineage: Eukaryota; Metazoa; Chordata; Amphibia; Anura; Pelobatidae.
AUAAAUCCAUCAACGCCUACUGGAGCAUAGCUAUGGGGGUUCCAGUUCAAGACCGAAUCCCAGAGAGUAAAAAACCCACAGUAUAGAAUAUUUCUGCACAUUGAUUAAUUUUCAAAAAUGGAAAACGACAAUGAAUCAUCGUCCAGGUAUUUUCGACUCCAAGGGCUUUCAGGAAACCCUCAGAUUCAGGCUUUCAUGUUCUUUUUGUUUUUAAUAAUCUACCUUCUAACUCUUGUAGGAAACUCUGCCAUUGUGGCCAGCCUACAGCUGAAUCCAAACCUUUGCAGCCCAAUGUACUUUUUUCUAGGUCAGCUGUCUUUCUUAGACAUGUGCUACGUCACAGUGACCAUCCCCAAGAUGCUGGACAACCUUCUUUUGGGAAGUCAGGUGAUCUCGUAUAGCGGCUGUUUCACCCAACUUUUCUUCUUCAUUUCAUUCGGCCAAUCCGAGAGCUUCCUACUAGCUGUGAUGGCUUACGACCGCUACGCCGCCAUCUGUCACCCGCUACACUAUGCGGACAUCAUAAGUCAAAGGGUUUGUAUCCAGCUCACUGUGUUCUCCUGGUUGACAGGAGUUUUGAACUCGGUCCUCCAUACUGGUUUGGCAGCUCGCUUAUCAUUUUGUUCAUCGCACGAGAUUUCACAUUUCUUCUGUGACAUAACACCUUUGCUAAGGAUCUCCUGCGUCAGCACCUUUGUCAACGAAGUCGUGAUAUUUGUAGCAGGAAUCUUUGUGGUGUUCACACCUUUCCUAUGUAUUCUAGUCUCCUACGUUCACAUCAUCAUAGCAAUCCUUAUGAUCCCAUCAGCCAAAGGUCGGCAGAAGACUUUCUCCACCUGCAGUUCACAUCUCGGGGUGGUCUGUAUGUUCUACGGUACAAUUCUUCUAAUGUACAUGCGCCCUGUAUCUUACGCCCAAGACCAUGAUAAAAUAUUUGCUGUGUUGUACACCUUUAUCACACCCUUACUAAACCCAUUUAUAUACGGCUUGAGGAACAGGGAGAUUAAGGAAACUUUCAAAAAGAGUAAUUGGAAAGCAUUAUUAGCGGUUCGCACUUAUUAA